Molecule: messenger RNA, 2051 nt
Organism: Fusarium graminearum PH-1
Lineage: Eukaryota; Fungi; Ascomycota; Sordariomycetes; Hypocreales; Nectriaceae
Exons: 2
Coding region: 304-1566 (420 amino acids)
Biological process (GO): formation of cytoplasmic translation initiation complex; formation of translation preinitiation complex; translational initiation
Cellular component (GO): cytosol
Molecular function (GO): eukaryotic initiation factor eIF2 binding; translation initiation factor activity; GDP-dissociation inhibitor activity
Source: RefSeq, a predicted model, not a curated record
AUUUCGCAUACCGCGAAAGCCUUGUAGCCCCGACAUCAGUUCCGACGGUUGAAACCCAGCACCACCAUAGCUGUCUAUGCAUUACCAUCAGCAUCCGAUUAUCAUUCCGGCCUGCCACAUGACAAUCAAAACUCAUCAAGAGCACUGAAACCCUCGUUGCUCCGCCCAUCCUCAACUAUCUUCUGCUAUCAAGUCUAUACAUGACAUCCUCGUCAUCUUACGACCAUACCAAUUACUAGCUCGCCUACCAGCUUCGCCCUGCCACCUUUACUUACUACACAGUAACUAUUCAAUACCGUUAUCAUGGCUCUCGUCAACGUUCGCCGCGAUGUUAGCGAUGCUUUCUAUCGUUACAAGAUGGAGCGUCUGCAGACCAAGAUCGAAGGCAAAGGAAACGGUAUUAAGACCGUUGUUGUCAACCUCAGCAGUGUAGCAGCCUCACUCGCCCGUCCCGGCUCCUACGUCAUCAAGUACUUCGGUUUCGAACUUGGUGCUCAAACCAACAUUGACCCCAAGGACGACCGUUGGAUCAUCAACGGUGCCCACGAUGCCCCCAAGCUCCAGGAUCACCUCGAUGGCUUCAUCAACAAGUUUGUUCUCUGCAAAAAGUGCAAGAACCCCGAGACCGAUGUUGUGAUCAAGGAUGACCACAUUACCCUCGACUGCAAGGCUUGCGGUAAGAUCAGCGAUGUCGACCUUCGCCUCAAGCUCAGUGGCUUUAUCCUCAAGAACCAGCCCAAGAAGGGCAAGAAGGAUAAGGCCGAGCGUAGGGCUGCCAAGAAGGCCCGACAGAACGGCAACGCUGCCAAUGGCACCAACGGUGGCAGUGAUGAAGCUUCUGACAACGGCUCAAACGAGAACGCCGACGAGGAUGCUGGCAGUGAUGAUGAGUUCCAAAAGGUCCAAGCCGAGGCCGCUGCAGCUGCUCAGGAGAACGAAGUCAAGGAGCAUGAAUGGGCUGUCGACAUGAGUGAGGAAGCUGUCAAGGCCCGCCAGGCUUCUCUCCCUGGCGAGUUUAAGGCGAAGCUCAACAUUGGCGAUGAUGACGAUGAAGAUGGUGAGGGCGGUCCCACUAUCUACGAUGAACUUGGUGACUGGAUCCAGUCCCAAGCUGAGGAGAAGGGUGGCAUCGACAAGGUUGAGUCGAUCGACAUUUAUGUCAAGGCCAAGGAACUUGGUAUUGAGGGCAAGCACCGCACCGUUCUUGUUCUUGUUCAGACUAUUUUCGACAAGAACAUUGUUGCUCAAAUUUCCAAGCGUGCUAGCAUGCUCAAGCAGUUUGUUACUUCUGAGCGUCACGAGAGGGCUCUUCUUGGAGGCACUGAGCGCCUUGUUGGCGGUCUUGGCGCUGAUCAUCCCGAGAUGUUCCAGUCCAUUGUCAAGAUUCUCCAGCUCUACUACCACCACGACUUGAUCAGCGAGGAGGUCGUGACCAAGUGGGGUUCCAAGGCCAGCAAGAAGUACACUGACAUCUCAACCUCCAAGAAGGUCCGCAAGGCUGCUGAGCCCUUCCUGACAUGGCUCGCCGAGGCUGACUCAGAGGAGGAGUCUUCUGACGAGGAGUAAAUUCCUCUUCCUGCGGACUGUUUCGUGUUGUGAAGUUUGGAUGGAGGGAGUGUACGUGCAAUUUUACUCACAUAGCUAAUAGCACAGUCCAGUCUGAUGCUCUUUGUGACACAUGUCGUUCAAUUCCACUCUGCUAUUAUUAUUAUUAUUAUUAUUCUGAAACUCGUGCCAAAGUGUUUAAGCGUUAUGCUAAGUAGUAUCGCCCUCGUAACGAUUUCCUCUGUGCACCAUGCUUGGCCAAGCUAUUCUGAUAUGCCCAAGAGUGGCGUGUUAUUACUCCUUCUGGGAACUUAUCAUAAUCUAAAUAUGCUGAAGCCGAUUCCGUCUUGAGGUUCUUUCCUGCUCUAUAUUCUUCUUUAGUUUUCAAGCCUGGGAUUGUGCGCAAUUAAUUUAAUUUAAUCUCUUUAGAUAAACCCUUUUUUGAACAUGCUUGGCCAUAGAAAAUCCAACGGUAUAAAAGCCAGUUUGACGGGGUAUCAUCUCGU